Parnassius apollo (apollo) is the source of this 1347-nucleotide messenger RNA. NCBI's taxonomy places the organism in Eukaryota, Metazoa, Arthropoda, Insecta, Lepidoptera, Papilionidae. The record is from the annotation of a GenBank genome assembly.
AUGGAUAUUUCUAAAAAAACUGCCCUCAUUGAAGCUCUGUUGUUAGAGGAUCUUCCAGAUUGUAGCGAAGAUUCUGAUGUAUGUGUUUCCGAUGAAGAAGUCGAAAAAGAUCUUCAAUUACCCUUAUCGAGAGGCUUCGACGACUAUUUUGAGGAGGCUAUUGAGAGAGGGUCUCAGCUGAAAUUCCUCCAUCGCCGACAAAUGAAGAAGUGCCAUCAGGUUGUUCCGUUGAUCAGAAGUAAUAGAAAAGGACUGCCUCCACACAAAAAAAUACAAACCUUGAAUUCCUGGGCACCCGAACCAGUCUCCAACGGUUUUGUGUCUAACGUACUUUGCACAUCUAUGAAGUAUCACUAUCGUGAUGUGAACUGGCCAUCUUCUCUGUUAGAUCUCAGCCCUGCUAUGGCCAACGUGGCCUUCUCUAAGACCCUCUGGGGCGUAUCGCCCACUGAGUACCCGGACCCACCGAACCUUGCUCUUUUAUGCAAGGCGGUCUCGAGCGCGGGCACUGGCGGUCAGAGCGAGUCACAGCAAGUGGAAGUGGCAGUCAGGCACUCGCCUGGCCCAACUCAGGCCCAACCCGCGGAGCCAGCUCCAAGGGCGCCCGAAGCGACAAAGACACCGCCCGACGCCCCGGCUAUCUUGAAAGCGGACACAAAGGGCGCACCACCUCGCCCCUUGGCAACGAAAAUGCCAGCCCUAGCAACCCAAUGUACGGUAAUGGAUAUUUCUAAAAAAACUGCCCUCAUUGAAGCUCUGUUGUUAGAGGAUCUUCCAGAUUGUAGCGAAGAUUCUGAUAUAGAUGUUUCCGAUGAAGAAGUCGAAAAAGAUCUUCAAGUACCCUUAUCGAGAGGCUUCGACGACUAUUUUGAGGUGACUAUUGAGAGGGUCUUAGCUGAAAUUCCUCCAUCGCCGACAAAUGAAGAAGUGCCAUCAGGUUGUUCCGUUGAUCAGGCAGUCAGGCACUCGCCCGGCCCAAUCCAGGCCCAACCAGCGGAGCCAGCUCCAAGGGCGCCCGAAGCGACAAAGACACCGCCCGACGCCCCGGCUAUCUUGAAAGCGGACACAAAGGGCGCACCACCUCGCCCCUUGGCAACGGAAAUGCCAGCCCUAGCAACCCAAGCUAGCAACAAUAUUAGCGCCGAGACGUCUAGCGACAGUAGCGCUAUUUUAGAUGAAAAUGAUUCUACUGACUCGGUAGUUAAUGCCAGUAGACCAAAAAAGAUGACUGUGUUUCAAGAAGCACUAAUUAACUCGAUGGAAAAAAAGAGAAAACGAUCCAGAUAUGAACUUUCUACUAAAUAUUUUACCGGAAAUGAAGACAAUGUCCCCAACACAGAAUUUUGA